CUGGAACGGAACGGAACGGACUGGCUGGUGGAUGCCGUCCCAGUCUCUCGGCUCCCUCGCACUGGAGGCGAGCCCAAAACCCAAGCCCAAACCCGCCGAUCAGCUUAUCCCCUUCCGCAGGACACGACGAGCUGCGGAGCAGGAGGGAGAAGCCAGAGGCGAAGCGCACCAUUUGGGGGAGGAGAUGGAGCUGAUGCCCUCCUCCAGCUCCGUGCUCUCCUCCUGCAACCGGAUGGUUGCUCUUGCUCCGUGCGGGAGGGUAUUCGCGAGUGCGAAGCGGAAGGAGAAGGGAGUAUUAUGUAUUUUGGGUGGUGAGAAGAAGGAUGUGGCAGAGGUGAGGAUCCAGAGGAGAACAGCCUUUUCCUUGCUGCUGGCUUCGCCGGUGCUGUCAGUAGCAUUCUCGGCCUAUGGGAAGAGUAAAAAUAUGAACCCUUACGAUGAAAGGCGGCUGCUUCAGCAGAAUAAGAAGAUUCAGGAAGCUAACCGUGCCCCUGAAGAUUUCCCAAACUUCAUCAGAGAAGGUUUUCAGGUCAAAGUAGUGACAUCAGACAACUACAUAACACGGGACUCUGGACUAAUGUAUGAGGACAUUAAAGUUGGUACAGGCAACUCUCCAAAGGAUGGUCAGCAGAUUAUAUUUCACUAUGUGGGCUACAAUGAAGCAGGACGAAGGAUAGAUAGCACCUAUAUUCAGGGUUCACCUGCAAAAAUUCGGUUAGGGAAUGGAACACUAGUUCCAGGUUUUGAAGAAGGCAUACGGGACAUGAAACCAGGUGGUAAGAGGAGAAUGAUAAUACCUCCAGAGCUUGGUCCUCCUGUUGGGCCAUCGACAUUCUUCAGUGCGAAGCAGUUCGAGGUGUUCGACGUCGAGCUCCUGGCGGUGCAGGACUGCCAGCGGAGGACGAUAGCCUUUUAUUCUGACGUUGUGUGCAGCUGAUCAUCUGCUCAUCGAGCCUCCACCAGGCAGCACAUUUGCAUCAUGUUCCUGCCUCUUUGGCUGCUGACAGGAUUUUGCUGCCGGUCUGGGUUGCCGUAUAAUUGUAUAGCCAGCUGUUGUUACUGCGAUAGUAAAGGUUACUGCUGAUUAUUGACGAUGGUAGUGUAAUAGCUCGUCAGUUUUGUCUUCAAUAUCAUGAUGAUGGCAUAUGCGCGCAUUUGGUGCGUCCCUUUAGAAGUUGGCAUAUGUGCCUUGAUGUUGAAGUUGAUCCUGCCUUGGCCCACACCACUUCAUCUCCUCAUUCAUCAGUAAAUCUAGUGAGUUUGCUGGCGAUUUGUGUAAGUGCAUCUUGAAGUUACUACCACCUACCAAUAAUGGAAAUAUUUUUGUUGAAUUUA
Setaria italica (foxtail millet) is the source of this 1335-nucleotide messenger RNA. RefSeq names its product peptidyl-prolyl cis-trans isomerase FKBP20-2, chloroplastic. NCBI's taxonomy places the organism in Eukaryota, Viridiplantae, Streptophyta, Magnoliopsida, Poales, Poaceae. The record is from RefSeq and is a predicted model, not a curated record. The transcript has 7 exons. The coding region runs from base 32 to 937 and encodes 301 amino acids. Gene Ontology annotation, molecular function: peptidyl-prolyl cis-trans isomerase activity.